This is a messenger RNA of Cyphomyrmex costatus, 3807 nucleotides long. RefSeq names its product dynamin-1 shibire (gene shi). The record is from RefSeq and is a predicted model, not a curated record. Gene Ontology annotation, biological process: synaptic vesicle budding from presynaptic endocytic zone membrane; receptor internalization. The coding region runs from base 486 to 3149 and encodes 887 amino acids. Lineage: Eukaryota; Metazoa; Arthropoda; Insecta; Hymenoptera; Formicidae. The transcript is spliced from 18 exons. Gene Ontology annotation, cellular component: plasma membrane; cytoplasm; synapse. Gene Ontology annotation, molecular function: GTPase activity; GTP binding; microtubule binding.
CGUGCGCGCGCGCGCGCGCGCCCAUGACGUGAGCAAGCGAGAUCGAGCGAUGCAAGAUCAAGUGAUUCGUGUUACCGCCACCGCCAUUGCGACGGUGAAGAUGUGCUGGUGAAGUUUGCCGUGGAAGAACGAGUUACAAGAGCCGUCAGCCAGACAAGCGGGCGGGCGGGCAGAGCGCGGCGUUCUUGAGGAAAUCGGCCAUUUUGCUUAGUGCACGCUUAGAUCUCGUUACGUACGGUUUCGAGUUCGCCUCAAACAGUCACCCUUGUCGGACGGUCGUUGACAGAACGGCGGGCGGUGGCAGAACAGUAGCUCUCUACUCUUUCUAGGUGGUGCGCUGCAAGCACAUCGGGAUCACAGCUGUGGAGGAAAAAGAGAGAGAGAAGUAGUGUGUGUGUGUGUGUGUGUGUGGGUGCGUGCGUGCGUGCGUCGUGCGGCGUGUAAUACGAACAGUGUAACGCGAAUUACGCGACUCCGACUACAGGAUGGCGGGCAACACGGGUAUGGAACAGUUGAUCCCGAUCGUGAAUAAACUGCAGGAUGCGUUCACACAGCUCGGUGUGCAUAUGCAACUCGAUCUACCGCAGAUCGCGGUGGUGGGCGGCCAGAGCGCGGGCAAGAGCUCCGUGCUUGAGAACUUCGUCGGCAAAGAUUUCUUGCCAAGAGGUUCAGGCAUUGUGACAAGAAGACCUCUCAUCUUACAAUUGAUUAACUGCUUAACUGAAUAUGCAGAGUUUUUGCAUUGUAAAGGUAAGAAAUUCGUAGAUUUUGACGAGGUACGGAAAGAAAUUGAAGCAGAAACAGACAGAGUGACUGGAAGUAAUAAGGGCAUUUCUAAUAUACCAAUUAAUCUCAGAGUAUAUUCACCUAAUGUCCUAAAUUUGACAUUAAUUGAUUUACCUGGACUUACGAAAGUACCAAUCGGAGAUCAGCCAGCAGAUAUAGAAGCCCAAAUUAAAGCCAUGAUCUUUCAAUUUAUCAAACGUGAAAAUUGUCUCAUAUUGGCAGUCACACCAGCCAAUACUGAUUUAGCUAAUAGCGAUGCUCUUAAACUUGCUAAAGAAGUUGAUGCACAAGGUGUACGUACAAUUGGUGUUAUUACUAAAUUGGAUCUCAUGGACGAUGGCACCGAUGCAAGAGAUAUCUUGGAAAAUAAAUUAUUACCGUUGAGAAGAGGUUAUAUUGGUGUUGUCAACAGAAGUCAAAAGGAUAUAGAAGGUCGAAAGGAUAUCAAAAAUGCUUUAGCCGCUGAGCGAAAGUUUUUUCUGAGCCAUCCGUCUUAUCGUCAUCUAGCAGACAGGUUGGGUACACCAUAUUUGCAGAGAGUUCUCAAUCAACAAUUAACAAACCAUAUCAGGGAUACCUUGCCAGCUCUAAGAGAUAGAUUACAAAAGCAACAAUUAACUUUAGAGAAGGAUGUCGAACAGUAUAAACAUUUCAGACCUGAUGAUCCUGCAAUCAAAACAAAGGCUAUGUUACAGAUGAUACAGCAGCUUCAGUCAGAUUUCGAGAGAACUAUAGAAGGUUCAGGUUCAGCACAAAUUAAUACUAUGGAACUCAGUGGUGGUGCGAAAAUCAACAGACUUUUCCACGAGCGUUUCCCGUUUGAAAUUGUUAAAAUGGAAUUUGAUGAAAAAGAAUUAAGAAAAGAAAUUGCUUUCGCCAUCAGAAAUAUACACGGUAUCAGGGUGGGAUUGUUUACACCAGACAUGGCUUUUGAGGCAAUAGUCAAAAAACAAAUAAACAGACUUAAAGAACCAAGUCUCAAGUGUGUAGACUUAGUCGUGCAAGAACUUAGUAAUGUUGUACGCAUUUGUACAGAUAGGAUGUCGCGUUAUCCCAGACUAAGAGAAGAAACGGAACGUAUCAUAACGACAUACAUCAGGCAGCGUGAACAAAUGUGUAAAGAGCAGCUGAUCUUGUUGGUGGAUUGUGAACUUGCAUACAUGAAUACGAAUCAUGAAGAUUUCAUCGGUUUUGCGAAUGCGCAGCAAUCCUCGGAAAAUGCUGUUAAGUCUGGACGGCAUACAUUAGGCAAUCAAGUAAUUCGUAAAGGUUACAUGUGCAUACAUAAUCUCGGUAUUAUGAAGGGUGGCUCGAGAGAUUACUGGUUUGUUUUAACAUCAGAAAGUAUCUCCUGGUUUAAGGAUGAAGAAGAACGUGAAAAGAAGUAUAUGUUACCUUUGGAUGGGCUGAAAUUGCGUGAUUUAGAACAAGGUUUCAUGUCGCGUCGUCAUCUAUUUGCGUUAUUCAAUCCAGAAGGACGAAAUGUUUAUAAGGAUUAUAAACAACUGGAGUUGAGUUGUGAAACACAAGAUGAUGUUGACUCUUGGAAGGCAUCAUUCCUCAGAGCUGGUGUAUAUCCCGAAAAAUCAACAGAGCAAGCAAAUGGUGAAGAAGAAGGAUAUGAGGGUGGGUCAGAGGGUCAAUCAUCAAUGGAUCCUCAAUUGGAGCGUCAAGUGGAAACUAUCAGAAAUUUAGUAGAUUCUUAUAUGAAGAUUGUCACGAAAACUACUCGUGACCUGGUUCCAAAGACAAUUAUGCAUCUUAUUAUCAAUAACGCUAAGGACUUCAUCAAUGGGGAACUGUUGGCACAUCUUUAUGCAAGUGGCGAUCAGGCUUCAAUGAUGGAAGAAUCUCCUGAAGAAGCACAGAAACGAGAGGAGAUGUUACGCAUGUAUCACGCGUGCAAAGAGGCUCUUCGUAUCAUUGGAGAUGUUUCUAUGGCCACAGUUUCAACUCCAGUACCACCACCCGUAAAAAACGAUUGGCUGAUAUCCGGCGACAAUCCAAGUCUUGGAUUAUCACCACCAUCUCCUGGUGGUCCAAGACGCGGAGUGACACAGCCACCACCUAUUUCUAGCUCUCGAGCACCACCACCAGUACCUGGAAGCGGCCGGCCAGCACCAGCCAUUCCUAAUAGACCUGGUCCAGGUGGACCACCACCAACACGAGCUAACCCUGGCCUACCUCCACCUAUGAUACCAUCUCGAGGGGGUGGUCUACAGCAGAGGAUAACGCAAGCUGCGACACAAGCUGCGACGCAGGCUGCUGUGAACGAGCUGAUGGAUGCGUUCAAGAUCAAGCGUCCCGUACCUAAUAUUCCCCCCCGAAUUCCUGACAGACCAUAUUCUGGCCGACUAAAUUGAGCUAGUCCGACACAGCAAUGGUAUAUGAGACAGCAGCCUGUGCUACACAUGUGAUGCAACAAUCCGAGACAGCAUCAGGAAAGGUCUCGUGGAUGACGAAACGACGGAGAAUAAGAUGUGUCGUAAGGCAAGGUUAACGAAAGAAAUCCUUAAUUACUCGAUGAGAACACAAAGAUCUCUUAAAGUGAUCAUCCUAUAUUACUUUCUGAUCUCAACGGCCUCGAUGUCGAAGAUUGUCGAAGAUUUGCCGAAAGAGACAGGAAUCACGUGGAGUAAUUAUAAUUGCAAAAAGGAACUAUUUGUGCAGAGAGAAGGAGUAAGGCUGUGUUAAGCGAAUACUGGAGGAGAAAGAGGAACCAAGAAACGAAAGGCAGACGUAAAAAGAUUUCUUGUCUGUUUCUUGUGAUCGAAAUAGCCAGAAAGACUCCAUCAGUCACUUCUUUAACCGCUUCUUUCUCUGGUGUAUACUUCGUUUUCUAUCUUUAUUUAUGUAUAGCUAGAUCUGCAUUAUAUUACGGUGUAGUUUUAAGUAUUAAUACUGCGCUCGACAUGCGCCAGAUGUGUUUUUAAAAGGAUCAUUUCGUGUGAAACGACAAAUAGAGAUCUUACAACAAGAAGGGCAAUUCAGAUGCAUUUCUCGUUUCUAUUCAGUUUAAAA